AUGGAGUGGACGUCAUCAGAACUGGUCCUCGGGGUGCGUCUUGGAAAGGUCACUAUCUACUGUGCAGAUGCAAUUGCUUUGGUCCAUGGACCCACUUCCAAGUGCAGCAAAAGUACUAUUUACUCAACCACAGGAGAAGUUGCAGGCCGGGCUCUUCACUUCACAACGAACAAGGACGAACACCGACAAAGGCGCAAAGUCUGGGACCGUGCGUUCAAUGCUAAAGCCCUCCGCGAGUACGAGCCUCGUUUGAACCGGCAUGCACUUGCUCUCAUAUCGAGACUCAAAGGGCAAGCCACAUUUCCCUCAGUGCGAAUUACAAACUGGGUAAACUUCUACAGCUUUGAUGUAAUGGGCGAUAUCGGCUUCAACCGCAGCUUUGGCAUGGUGGAGUCGGGUGAAGAAGCUCAUGUCAUUAAGCUGUUGCACGAUAGUCAGGCACCAUUAAGUGUCCUUGCACAUAUUAGUUGGGCUGUGCGCCUCGUCGCACGAACACCAAUUGGAUCCCAGCCUCUCUUUGAGCACAUGGACUGGAGCGCUAAAGUUCUUGAAGAGCGAAAGAAGAAUACUCCUAAAGAGAAAGACGUCUUCUCUUGUUUGCUAAACCCGAAUGAGGACCAGAUAACCCCUGAAAUGAACGCUGACUCACGACUUCUUAUCAUAGCUGGCAGUGAUACUGUCUCUGCGACGCUAUCUUACCUGUUGUAUGAGUUGUGCAGGAAUCUCACAGUUCAAGCCAAACUUCGCGCUGCUAUUGAUACGGUUAAACCGGAGAAAGCGCAUCUCGACGUCGAAGAUGUUGCGGAAUGUGCAUGUUUAGAUGGGGUUAUCAACGAGACUUUACGCCUACACCCUGCUACUCCAUCUGGCCCUCAGCGUGAGACACCGCCCGAAGGUCUCACUCUACCCGACAGCACGUACAUACCUGGCAAGGUCAACGUCUGGAUUCCUAUCUAUAGUUUGCAACGCGAUCCACGCUACUGGAUGGAUCCUCUUUCCUUCAUGCCUGAGCGAUGGACCGAUGAGAGGCCCGGUGCCACAAUUGAGAAACGUGCUUUUCUACCCUUCCUUACUGGACCUUACAACUGCAUCGGCCAGAAGCUGGCCAUGAUGGAGUUACGUAGUGUUACGGCUAAUUUGGUUCGAUCAUUCGAAAUCACCUUUGCGGAUGGUGAAAAUGGAAGCACUAUCGAGAACAAGAGUCGAGACUGCUUUACGAUGACUGUAGGAAAGUUGGAUGUCAGACUCAAGCCACGGUAUGAAGAUUAG
Molecule: messenger RNA, 1269 nt
Organism: Alternaria arborescens
Lineage: Eukaryota; Fungi; Ascomycota; Dothideomycetes; Pleosporales; Pleosporaceae
Exons: 6
Coding region: 1-1269 (422 amino acids)
Molecular function (GO): monooxygenase activity; heme binding; iron ion binding
Source: RefSeq, a predicted model, not a curated record